AUGCAUCAACCACCACCAAUUCCUGAAGGUGAUGAGGAAACGGAAGGAAUUGUACAAGAUGGUGAAGGAACUCAUUUUCCACGUACGCGUGCACAACCUCAAGUACCACCCAUGCAUGAUUCAACAGCAACUGCUGAAGAAUUACAAACACGUGAAGAUUCAGGUGAAGGCUAUGGAAAAACGCCACAAUUACAAAAUGAAAUGAUUGCUGUUAGUGGUGGUGAACCAACAGAAGCACCACAACAAGCUGAAUAUGUACAAGCAUCAACUAUUGAUAAACCUAUUAUUGAUGAUCAAGCUAUGGAAGGUACACCAAUAGAUUCUGAUGCAGAAAAUGAAAUAAAAGAACGAUCAAAUGAUCAAGAUGGUUUAGGUGCUAUAUCUGAAGAUGAAAAUACACUUGAUGAAUCAAGAUUAGCACACGAUCCAGAUACACAUUUAUCCACAGUUGAGGAAUCUCCUGCAUCACAUGAUCUUUUAGAUGUUCCAGCAAGAGUUGAUAAACAUCCUAGAACAGAUGGAUCGAUGCCUACAACUCCUGAUAAACAACGUCUAUCGACUAAAAGUCCAAGAGAUAUAUCACAUAUAGAAUUUAAAGAUCUAGAUCAUGAAGAUGAUUAUCUUGAAAUAAUACAUCCGGAGCCGGAAAUACAAAUAAGUCGUGAAGAACUUCUUGCUCGUUAUCAAACAGCUGAAGUUGAACGUGAUCGUUUAAGAAGUAUAAAUGUUGCAUUUCAACAACGUUUAGCUGAAUAUUUACAAAAACGAAAAGGUACUGAAGAUAUCCCAACUGUAAAUCAAGGAGCUGAACGUUCAACAACUGAAUUACAACAACGUUAUCAAAAAUAUCUAAGUGAAAUCGAAACUUUACAAGGUCGUAUAGAACGUGAUCAAGUUGAUUAUGAAAAGAAACGAAAUGAAUAUGAACAACAAAUUCAAACAAAAAAAGAACAUGUUGAUGAAUUAAAAGUUGAAUAUGUUAAAUUAGUUAAACAAAUUGCAUCAAAAGCUGUUUUUACUCGUAGUGGAAAAUCUAUUUCUAAUCAGGAUUGGCGUAAACCGCCAAGAAAUUUUUCUGUUGAAGUGGAAAAUUAUUUAACACAAUUAAGAGAAAAAGAAGAAGAUUUAAUUAAAACACGUCAUGAAAAUAUUCGUUUAAAAAAUCAAUUAAAAAAACGUGAAUUACAAUUGAAAUCAAAAGAAGAAUUAGCUGAAGGUUUUCAUAUGAUCGAUUUUGAACAAUUGAAAAUUGAAAAUCAAACUUAUAGUGAAAAAAUUGAAGAACGAAAUGAAGAAUUAUCUAAACUUCGUAAAAAAAUUGGUACAACUGUUCAAAUUCUUAGUCAUAUCAAAGAAAAACUUAAUUAUGUUGGUCAACAACGUGCCAAAGCAGAAAAUUCACUUAAAGAUAAAGAAACUGAAGUAAAACAGAAACGUGAUGAAUUAGCAACAAUAAAACGUCGUCGUGAUCGUUUACGACAAGAAAAUCAAUUAUUAAAACAAAGUUCUGGUCUUAUUGGUAAUGAACAAUUAUUACGUGAUUAUGAAGAACGUUAUGAUGAAAUUGAAAGAUGUACUGACAAACUUGAUAAUUUAAAAAAACGUCAUGCUGAAAUAACUCUUACGUGUAAAGUAUUGAAGAAGAAAAUUUCUAAAGUUCAAUAA
Adineta steineri is the source of this 1665-nucleotide messenger RNA. The record is from the annotation of a GenBank genome assembly. Lineage: Eukaryota; Metazoa; Rotifera; Eurotatoria; Adinetida; Adinetidae.